UGUAAUGCAGUGGUGUGUUCAGGGUGUGUCUUCCUGUGCCUGUAUGCUUCAGUGAAUAGACACAUAAAAUGGUACAAAAGCAGCGCUGUACUACUCUAAGUGUGACGUACAGUCGGUAUUUUUUUGUGUACAUUUCCAUUAAUACUUUCACUCUUUCGUUAGAGAUAUGAAGGUGGUUUGGAAACACAUUCUAUUCGCUAUGACGUUGUGACACACUUCUGCUGAUCUGAUCUACAGGAAGCAAGAAGGGCAUGUAGUGUGUAUAGUUUUCUACAGGAAGAACAGUGAAGCUUUCUUUCAGUUCCUGUACACUUCUCAAAAUGAAGAGACAGGCUUGUCACUCUGAUGCACUGUUUUUUGGAUCAUUAUUGCUGUGGGCUGUUGGCUGUGUGAAGAGCGGUCCACUUGAAUACUCUGUCUCUGUCGGGGGAUCAAUAAUCCUGAAUUGUGUGGACUCCGCUGGUUUACGUAGAGGGGAUGUCCAGUGGUCACAUGUCAUAAACGGUCUCAGUCAAACUUUGAUUACCAAAUAUAGCAAUGGUAGUAUAAAAGGAAUUAAUGAUGCUGAGAACCGGUUUGAUCUUCUUACAAACUCCCUUCUCAUAAUGAGAAUAAAGACAGACGAUGCUGGAAGCUAUGAAUGUAACCACCAGCGUGUUGCAAAUCUGAAGGUGCUGGUGGCUGACACAACUAAGUACACAGUGUCAGAAGGGGGUUCAGUGAUCCUGCGCUGUGGAGUUUCACACACUGACAAGAGCAAGUUUGUCACGUGGGAGCACACAGGGAUUGAAGAUACUGCUACAAAGACUAUUGUGACAAGAUAUGAGAAUGGUGCAACUGAUAUAGCAGAUGAGCAAUUUCAACUGCAUAAAGACUCCACUCUUCAGAUCAAAAAAGUGAAGAGAGCAGAUGCUGGGAGUUACAAAUGCAAUGAAGAGGUUGUUGCAGAAUUACAGGUCCUGCCUGGUCCAAGCUCAGGCUCCCGCAGGCCCCAAUUCUAUGUCUCAGAGAAUGAGACUGUCAGCCUGCGUUGCUUGGGAGCUGAGACACAAGCACAGACAGUGGCCUGGACCAAGCUGGACGUUGCAGAAAGAGCAACUAUCCUUUCAUCCAGAGAGCCGAACGGGAAGUUCAAAUAUGGACACAAAGGGCAAGAUAUGCGAAUGCAAGUUCUUGAGGACAACUCCCUGACUAUAGUGGGGGUACAAACACAAGAUACCGGCACUUAUCAGUGUAAUAGAAAUGAUGUUGCAGAUCUAAUGGUGUUGUCUGUGGUCUUGAACAAAUCUAGUUCUGUCGUGGAGGGAGAUCAAGUUGUUGUCACAUGUAAAAUCCACGACCGAUUGAAUAACCAUUCCCAUACCUUGAAGAUGUCAGCUGAUCAAGAGACACCCCAGACUUCUCAAGGGACAGCAAUAACAGAGACGCUGUCUGCUAUGAGCGAGACUGAUAUGAAGAAAACAUUCCAGUGCAGAGUGGAGGUGGGGGGGACUGUGAGAGCAAAGACAUCAUUGACUCUUCAGAUACAAGGUACCAGCAGAAAGGAGGAUGGAAAUGAAAGAUUCACAACACCAGGGAACACGGGUACCAGUAGUAAGGAGGAUGAAAAUGAAAGAGGAACCACACCAGGGACCAUGGGUACCGCUACUGGAACAAAUGGCGAUGUACAGAAGGACAAUAAUGAAGACAGUAAGAAAGAAGAGAAAGUUCCUUUCAGCCCAACAAUCACCAUUGUCAUCAUCCUGAUUGUAGUCUUGCUUGCAGUUUUGGCUCUGGUCGCUGCAGUUGUGUGGAAGAAAAAAAGAAACAAACAGAAAGGCAACCAGUAUAACAAUAUGCAGACCCAAGCUGCAGACAUGCAUGCAUCUGGGAGUGGUGGAGAAGCUAAGGUGGAGAAAGGGAAUGGAGAUGGUGAAAUCCUCUAUUCAACUCCUCAGAUCCUUAACAAGAAAGGAGGACCAACCCAGAACCAUCAGUCCGAGCCCUGUGUCAUCUAUUCAGCAGUUGUAACUCAAAAAGGCAAAUAGAGAAGCGCCUCAGACACGUUUGUACAGCUAAAAAAAAAGCAUUCAUAUAUUCAGUGUACAGCUAUGGCCAAAAGCUUUGCAUCAGCGGUAUAUGGGGACAGGAAGAAAUGUCCCUGGUCUGUUGUUUUGAGUGAAGUUGCAGUUCUGAGUGAUUUUGCCAUAUCAUUUACUGUAAGACUCGAGUAGAAACAUUUUAAUGCUGUGUCCUGUAGUUGUUAAUACAACUACUACUACUACUAAUAAUAAACUAGUUCAGCCAGUGUG
Molecule: messenger RNA, 2291 nt
Organism: Acipenser ruthenus (sterlet)
Lineage: Eukaryota; Metazoa; Chordata; Actinopteri; Acipenseriformes; Acipenseridae
Exons: 12
Coding region: 321-2027 (568 amino acids)
Biological process (GO): positive regulation of ERK1 and ERK2 cascade; interleukin-15-mediated signaling pathway; T cell activation
Cellular component (GO): membrane raft; external side of plasma membrane
Molecular function (GO): MHC class II protein binding; protein tyrosine kinase binding
Source: RefSeq, a predicted model, not a curated record